GCAACAGACUCGCAACCCUCCGGCUGAUAAGACUAUUCUGCUGUCACUCACAAAUUCGCAGUCGCCUUUCAGAUCGGUUCAUUCAUCCAUCAAUCCAAUUGGAGAGUAAAGAGAUAAAAAUGAGCGGAGCGGGGAAGAAGGUAGUUGACGUCGCAUUCAAGGCGGGGAGGACCAUCGACUGGGAAGGUAUGGCGAAGCUGUUGGUCUCCGACGAGGCUCGCAAGGAGUUCGCGACCCUCCGCCGCGCCUUCGACGAAGUCAACACUCAGCUGCAGACCAAGUUCAGCCAGGAACCAGAACCCAUAGACUGGGAGUAUUACAGAAAAGGGAUUGGAUCUCGUUUAGUUGAUAUGUACAAGCAAGCUUAUGAUGAAGUUAAAAUCCCAAAGUAUGUUGACAAUGUCACUCCUCAAUACAAACCCAAGUUCGAUGCCCUGCUGGUAGAGCUCAAAGAGGCUGAGGUGAAGUCAUUGAAGGAGUCAGAAAGAUUAGAAAAAGAAAUUGCAGAAGUCCAAGAGUUGAAGAAGAAGCUUAGUACCAUGACAGCUGAUGAAUACUUCGAGAAGCAUCCCGAGCUCAAGAAGAAGUUCGAUGAUGAAAUUAGAAAUGACUAUUGGGGCUACUAGUUUGACUUUGCAUGACUGUCGCUUUCAGGUGGACCUUUUGAGUUCGACUGCAAUGUGGAAAUAAAGAGAACAAGUUUAUUUUAUUUAAUUUCUUGGGUAUUCUGAAGAUUAUGGAAAAGAAUACAGUCCUUGAGGUGUACCUUUCUUGCAGCUUCCAAUGGACAAUUAAUUUGUGUUCAAUAUGGAGCUGUUAUCGAAUCAUGAGAACAUUUUCAGGCUAUGUGAAUAAUGUGGUCAUGAGAGUUGUUGUCUUUCAA
Sesamum indicum (sesame) is the source of this 883-nucleotide messenger RNA. RefSeq names its product ATP synthase subunit d, mitochondrial. Gene Ontology annotation, molecular function: proton transmembrane transporter activity. The record is from RefSeq and is a predicted model, not a curated record. Lineage: Eukaryota; Viridiplantae; Streptophyta; Magnoliopsida; Lamiales; Pedaliaceae. Gene Ontology annotation, biological process: proton motive force-driven ATP synthesis.